GUACCACAAUCUUCUCCAUCUAAUUAUCCAUUGACCCCGAUAGAGAUUCAUCGAAGUCGUGAUUUGUGGGUGAAGAUCAUACAGCAAGCAUGGUUUCGCGAAGAGAUACGGCUCAUCCUACGAGAAGAACAACUGCCGAAAUCCAAUUUCCUGGUGCGACUUACGCCAUUUAUAGAUAAGGAUGGAUUAUUACGAGUCGGUGGGCGUCUCCAUUACGCUCAGAUCGAUAUCGAAGCUAAACAUCAGCUCAUUCUACCUAGAAGGUCGCCACUAACGACACUCGUCAUCGGUGAUGCUCACCGGAGAUCGCUCCACGGGGGCACUCAAGUUACCCUAAGCCUCUUGCGCGAAAUCUUUUGGAUUAUUGGUGGAAGAGCGCCUGUAAGAUCUUACAUACUGAGAUGCGGACGUUGCGCUCGCUAUCGCGGCAUUCGAGCAAGGCAGCUUAUGGGUCAAUUACCAACGGCCAGAGUGACUUCAGCGAGGCCUUUCUACAAUUCAGGUCUUGACUACGCCGGUCCCGUGACGCUGAGAACUUGGAGAGGGCGGGCGGCGCGGUCCUAUAAAGGCUACUUCGCCAUCUUCGUUUGUCUCACUACAUCGGCUGUGCAUAUCGAAGUAGUCACGGAUUAUACUACGGAUGCGUUUAUUGCUGCCUAUAAACGGUUCGCUGGAAGAAGAGGCAUAUGCGCAACACUGCAAAGCGACUGUGGUACGAAUUUCGUGGGAGCGGACGUAGAGUUAAAACGCUUAUUUGCACAAUCUUCCAAGGAGCUUGGCAGCCUCGCCUCGCUUCUAGCCAACGACCGUACCGAGUGGAGGUUCAACCCUCCAUCAGCUCCACACUUUGGAGGAAAAUGGGAGGCUGCUGUAAAAUCCGUGAAGUUCCAUCUGCGACGUGUACUGGGAGACACCGCCGUAACGUAUGAGGAGAUGACUACCAUCACCACUCAGAUUGAAGCG
Formica exsecta is the source of this 963-nucleotide messenger RNA. RefSeq lists its product as uncharacterized. The transcript has a single exon. The record is from RefSeq and is a predicted model, not a curated record. NCBI's taxonomy places the organism in Eukaryota, Metazoa, Arthropoda, Insecta, Hymenoptera, Formicidae. Gene Ontology annotation, molecular function: nucleic acid binding. The annotation marks the transcript as partial.